This is a messenger RNA of Zonotrichia leucophrys gambelii, 1653 nucleotides long. RefSeq names its product retinol dehydrogenase 16-like. The transcript has 4 exons. Gene Ontology annotation, biological process: retinol metabolic process; steroid metabolic process. Gene Ontology annotation, cellular component: intracellular membrane-bounded organelle. The record is from RefSeq and is a predicted model, not a curated record. Lineage: Eukaryota; Metazoa; Chordata; Aves; Passeriformes; Passerellidae. Gene Ontology annotation, molecular function: all-trans-retinol dehydrogenase (NAD+) activity. Bases 506 to 1462 code for a protein of 318 amino acids.
CCUGGUUUGUCCCGGUGUCCGGUAGACCCGGUGGUGCUGAGCUCCGGGGGGAUCCCGGCUUUCGGGGUGAUUCCAGGAUCUGAGAGGAUCCCGGGAUAGCCCCGUGAUCCGGAGGGCUCCCGGGGAUGUUCCGUGCCCCGGGAUGGUCCCGGGCUCCGUGGGCUUCCCGGGACGGCACCGCACCGAUGCGGGAACCCGCGGGCGCUGCCCCGCUGCCGUUAACGAUUCCCCGCAAGAGCGAAGCCCCGGGACACAUCCCGGGACACCGCCCGCGGCCCGGCGGGCUCCAGGCGGCAGCAGCGGGACGAGCCCGUGAGAGGACGGGGCGGAGCCGCUCCGGCAUCCCGGUAGCGCCCGGAGGCCCAGCGUUAUCACCGCGAUCUGCCCCGGGAUCCGCAAAUUAAUUAUUAACAGCGCCCGGAGGGAAAGGCCAAGGUCAGGACAAACGUCUCCGGCUCGCGUCCUACUCCCCAUCCCGGUACCGGCACCGGUGCCACCGGGCAGGAUGUGGCUGUACGCGGCGGCCGCGCUGCUGGCGCUGCUCCUGCUGCGCCGCUGGCACCGGGAGCGGCAGACGGUGCCGCGGCUCUCGGAGAAGCACGUGCUGAUCACGGGCUGCGACAGCGGCUUCGGGAAGCUCCUGGCGCGGCAGCUGGACCGGCGCGGGCUGCGGGUGCUGGCCGCCUGCCUGACGGAGAGCGGCGCCGCGCAGCUGCGGGCCGGCACCUCCGAGCGGCUGCAGACCGUGCUGCUGGAUGUCACCUGCAGCGAGAGCAUCGCCCGUGUCACCGCCUGGGUGCGGGAGCGCGUGGGGGACCAAGGGCUCUGGGGGCUGGUGAACAACGCAGGCAUCGCCAUCCCCACCGCCCCCAACGAGUGGCUGAGCAAGGAGGACUUUAUGAAGGUGCUGGAUGUCAACCUGGUGGGGCUGGUGGAGGUGACGCUGAGCCUGCUGCCGCUGGUGCGGCGGGCGCGGGGCCGCGUGGUCAACGUGUCCAGCGUGAUGGGCCGCCUGUCCUUCUUUGGUGGAGGCUACUGCAUCUCCAAGUACGGCGUGGAAGCCUUCUCUGACAGCCUCAGGAUCGAGAUGCACAACUUCGGGGUGAAGGUCAGUGUGAUCGAGCCGGGCUACUUCAAAACCAUGAUCACCAACGUUGAGAACCUGGGGAAUAAUUUUCAGGCCUGCUGGGAGAAGCUUCCUGCAGAAAUCAAAGAGAGUUAUGGGGAGAGUUACUUGAGGGACUUUGUUUCCCUGCUCAAGCUGAUGCAGAAGGGCUACAACAGCGACCUGUCCCUGGUCACCAACUGCAUGGAGCACGCUCUGACCAGCCUGCACCCCCGUAGCCGCUAUUCCGCCGGCUGGGACGCCAAGCUGCUCUACCUGCCCCUCAGCUACCUGCCCUCAGCCCUCACCGACGCCCUGUUCACCACGCUCUACCCCAAAUCUGCUGGGAAAGCCUGAGGCGGGCUUGCAGCUGGCAGCCAGAUCAGAGUGAGACCCAAUAACGCACAGCUGGAUCCAGAAUUGGCUGCCACACUGAAUUUGUAACUGCAUUUAUGACUGACCCUCUGUGCCCUGCUCAUAGAUGGGUUUGUCCUGAAUAAAUUUUGUCCUGUCCCCUCCUGGCUGAGCGUGGUGUCACUCAGGCUGUG